AUGACCCUAACACUAACGGAAGAGAUUAAUGCAGUCCAGCACCCAGUUUUCCCAAGACAGCUGUUUGCAUACAUGAAAGUGAAAGGCCAACGGCUGCGGUUCCAACUGGAUUUGGGUGCAUCAUGCAAUGUUAUUCGACGAAAAGAUUUGGUAACCACAGUGGUCCUUGAGAAAACAAACCAAAAACUGUGCCUCUACAACCGGAGUCAAAUAAGACCAUUGGGAAAGUGUUUGGUCAAUAUGAACAACCCAAAAACGGGUAGAAAAUACAAACCCAACUUUGGUGUUGUGGAAGAUGCCUCCACAUCACUUUUGGGAGCGAGGUCGAUCCAACAGCUGGAUCUGGUGAGGAUACAGAACGAGUACAUUAUUGCGGCAACCCUUCAAGCUCGUUGUCAGGACAACGUUGACAGUACAAACACUCACAUGUCUGGUCAAGACGUUAGUCAAAAGCCGGUUCAACUACCUGAUCUCUUACAGGCUUACAAAGACGUGUUUGAUGGCUCUUUGGGAUGUCUGGGGGACCACUUUAUCUCAACAUUGAAGACUCAGCAACAUCUGCAAGCGGAACUGAAGCGCCUUGCGAAUUUGGGAGUGCUAGAGGCUGUUGAUGGACAUACAGACUGGAUAUCCAGUCUAGUCGUGAUGCGUAAGCCCAACGGCACCCUGCGCUACUGCCUGGAUCCUAAGCCCCUCAACAGGGAACUCAAACGUAGCCAUUAUCCUAUGCCAACGAUAGAGGAUCUGAUACCCCAGCUCUCCAAGGAUAAGGUGUAUGCGGUAUGUGACUUACAGAAUGGGUUUUGGCACAUCGCAUUAGAUCAUGAGUCAAGUCUUCUCACAACGUUUGGAAUGCCGUUUGUGGGUGAAGGCGAUACCCACGAGGCAGCGUGCCAGGAUCGUGACAAGAAAUUGGCCAGCUUUUUGGAUAGAUUUCGAGUGCGCGGCAUCAGGCUCAAUUGA
Corticium candelabrum is the source of this 963-nucleotide messenger RNA. RefSeq lists its product as uncharacterized. The transcript is spliced from 3 exons. The record is from RefSeq and is a predicted model, not a curated record. Lineage: Eukaryota; Metazoa; Porifera; Homoscleromorpha; Homosclerophorida; Plakinidae. Bases 1 to 963 code for a protein of 320 amino acids.